Messenger RNA from Arachis stenosperma, 1571 nucleotides. Its product is annotated as F-box protein CPR1-like. The record is from RefSeq and is a predicted model, not a curated record. Bases 141 to 1292 code for a protein of 383 amino acids. The transcript has a single exon. Gene Ontology annotation, molecular function: protein binding. Lineage: Eukaryota; Viridiplantae; Streptophyta; Magnoliopsida; Fabales; Fabaceae.
CUGAGUUUCCACAUAACAAUUUGGGGUUAAUGCUUUAUAAGCUUAUCUAAUAAUCCCUUGUGUUCACAAGCAGAUUCAAAUCCCGUGUUGUACCAACGCAGAAACCCUAACAAAAGAACAAAGCUGAAGAGUGAUCGAUCAUGGAGGAGAAGAAGCAGAAGAGCAUUAACGACAUCCUUCCUCUUGACCUGAUUCAAAGAAUCUUACUCAGGAUUCCGGUCAAACAUCUCGGCCGCCUCAAGUGCGUUUCGAAGCUUUGGCACUCUCUCAUUUCCGAUCCAGACUUUGCAGAAUCGCAUCUUCACCUCUCUCUUGCAUCCACCCAUGCGUGCAUCUACAAAAAAAACUCCACGGAAGCUUACCUUAUUCACCUUGAAGAAGCAUUCAACGACAAAAAUUAUAAAGUAAGAGAGCUAUCUUUCCCUUUCAAGAAGCCGCCACCUUCUGAGUUUCGUUUGAUGGGAUCCUGCAGAGGGUUUGUUCUCUUACACCAAGAGCCACACUUUUUUGUAGUAUGGAACCCACUCACCGGAUUCAGCAAAAGAGUAUCUUACUCUUGGUUAGAUAUUGUUCAUCGUACUAAGGGCAGGUACUUUAGAUUUUCCGGUAAUGCGAUGCUGUAUGGAUUUGGUUACGAUGCUACACUGGAUGACUACUUACUUGUUAUAGCUUGGAAGGAUAGUAACUGCCCACUCUUAGAUUGCUUCUCCUUGAAAACCAAUUCAUGGAUUAAUCUUGAUGCUGCAGUCCCCAAACCAUUGAGUCUUAUGGAGUGGCGAUCUCGUGGGUUGUUCUUGAAUGGCUCUAUUCAUUGGUUUUCUUACUAUCUUGAAAAACAUCACAGUGAUGGUCUUCUUGUAUUUGAUCUGAAGGAAAGAAGUUUCUCAAAGAUAUCUUUGCCUGAACAACUCGAAAUGCGUGAUGCUGCCACAUUUUUCAUACUAGGAGGGUGCCUAGCCUUGUGUUCUCAGGACUAUGUUGGAUGUAAAACACACAUAUGGGUGAUGAAAGAAUACAAAGUGCACUCAUCUUGGACUUUGUAUGUCAUUCCUUGUUUAGAGUUUGAGCCUCUAUGCUUAUCCAAUGAUCGUGACGUUGUUGCAGUAAUAUAUAGAUCAUUAAAGUUUGCCAAAUAUAAUCUCAGAGAAGAACUGCUCCAACGGUUUAGAUGUCCUCUUUUUCGACUGCAGACUUUCAACUGGACAUGGUGCACUGUAUAUACAGAGAGUCUCUUGCCGUUCCCUAGUAAUAGUAAGCAUAAGGAUAAGAAGAAGAAGAAGAAUGCUAUUUAAGUAUUCUGCUAUGCUUUGCGCCACAUUAUUCCUGCUAGUUUUUAAACUUUGUGAUUAAUGUAGAAGUACUGAGCAAGAUGUAUUGUGCAUCAAGUUGCAUUCAGAUCUGAGUUUUGACUAUCCAUGGUGAAACUUGAUUUAUCAAGUGCUUGGGGAAUCAUUAAUCACUGUCUUGCUUUCUAGAGUCUAGUCUUUGUGGUGAGGUUUUAGGGUUUAGCUCUUUUUCAUUUCUAAAGUUGUGACAUUUUACUAUGAAAAUCUUAUACAUGCUUCGUUGUU